AUGUUUUUGGAUCAUCGGCAUACUGACCAGCAACUACACAUACCCAACAAUGGACGGCCUUGUACAGAUUGUAGACAACUGCGUCGAGCACUUCAAAUCAAUAUGAGAUCUUUGCGAACUCGUGGAAUGACCAGUUUUACUGUGGAUUAUUUGCUUUGGCAUCACUUCGGAAAUCAUGUGGCGCUCAACCCACUGGAUAUGGUUCGUCGAUAUCGCGCAUAUUUCCAGCGUAUACCGAACCCGAAAAAUCUUGCGGCCUUCAUCGAAACAUAUUUGAAUAGAACACCGAUUGCUUUCUCGCGUGAUGGUUUGAUGGGCCCGAAAAUAAAUGUACCCGUUCUACAGAUUGUCGGCUCAAAUUCGCCAUUUGUGGAGAGCUCAGUGGACGUUAACUCGCGACUGAAUCCAGCUGACUCGGAGUGGCUUAAGCUUUCUGAAUCUAGUGGACUUGUACUUGAUGACAAGCCAGAAGGUGUUGCACAGGCAAUCAUUCUGUUCCUCCAGGGACGUGGUUAUGUGCCGACGACGAACGUACAAGAAUUGGUUCACAAAAUCUCCAUUCAGUCAGGAUUUGACGCAGGCGAUGCUGGUGAUGAUCCAAUAACGGUUCUGGAAAGUAUCAGUGAGACGAAUUCAUGA
Messenger RNA from Gongylonema pulchrum, 639 nucleotides. Lineage: Eukaryota; Metazoa; Nematoda; Chromadorea; Rhabditida; Gongylonematidae. The record is from the annotation of a GenBank genome assembly.